This is a messenger RNA of Scutellospora calospora, 183 nucleotides long. The record is from the annotation of a GenBank genome assembly. NCBI's taxonomy places the organism in Eukaryota, Fungi, Glomeromycota, Glomeromycetes, Diversisporales, Gigasporaceae.
AAAUCAAAAUUUAAUUGAUAAUAUAUUGAGAGAUAGUUUAGAAGAAAGCAAUAAUAAAGAUGAUAAUAAAGAAGUUAUUAAAGAAAAAACAGAUUUGUUUUAUAUAUUCUUAUUUAAUUUUUUACCUUUUCAAUAUAAUCAUUUAUUAUAUGAAUCUCAAUUAAAUUUAACUGAAGAUCUAGA